This is a messenger RNA of Aspergillus affinis, 1839 nucleotides long. RefSeq names its product putative bZIP transcription factor AP-1/Yap1 (gene yap1). The transcript is spliced from 3 exons. Gene Ontology annotation, cellular component: RNA polymerase II transcription regulator complex. NCBI's taxonomy places the organism in Eukaryota, Fungi, Ascomycota, Eurotiomycetes, Eurotiales, Aspergillaceae. Gene Ontology annotation, molecular function: transcription cis-regulatory region binding; DNA-binding transcription activator activity, RNA polymerase II-specific. The record is from RefSeq and is a predicted model, not a curated record. Bases 1 to 1839 code for a protein of 612 amino acids.
AUGUCCGAUUACAACUCUCUCUAUCAGCAAGGCCUGUACCUCUCUCCCGGUCAACAGGACCUUCUCCUUGCCGCUCUUUCAUCCAACAACCAUUCCCAGAAACAGCAGAACACGCCCCAAAAUCCCAAGUCGAAGAACGAUCCUGAGAACACUCCGGGGCGUACGUCGUCCGCAAGCUACAGCGCGUCCCCCGGGUUUGACCGCUCUCAGAACUCCGGUAACCUAGGAUUUGAUGACGAGAGCCCUUUCCUUGACUUCAACCCUGACCUCGACUUUGAUUUCCAAGGCUCUGAAAGCCUGAUUGGUGAUCUCCCAGGCGGCUUUCCGUCUGAUGAUCCUGAGGUUGGAGAGAAGAGGAAGGACCUAGAGGGACGAUCGGAUAACGAAAAUGAAGACUCUGGGAAGAAGCGAAGGGAAAGCGACGACAAAACAGCUAAGAAGCCAGGGCGGAAGCCACUGACCUCCGAACCCACUUCUAAACGCAAGGCCCAGAAUCGCGCAGCUCAGCGGGCGUUCCGUGAGCGCAAGGAGAAACAUUUGAAGGACCUUGAGACCAAGGUGGAUGAAUUGCAAAAAGCUUCGGACGAUGCGAACCAGGAAAAUGGCCUGCUGCGUGCUCAGGUGGAGCGUCUGCAAGUUGAACUAAAAGAGUAUCGUAAGCGUCUCUCGUGGGUGACAACUGGGAGUGGAAUUUCUGCAAUCAACGCCAUUCCAAGUGCCUAUCCCAACAAAGGAUCAUCUGGAAUCCAAAAUCACGAUUUCAUGUUCGAUUUCCCUAAGUUCGGAGACCUGCCGGCCUCACACAUUUUCAACAACGGACAAAUGUCCAAGUCCAACAACCAAAACAAGUCCAGGGAUGAUCAGCAUACGUCGCAGCGGAAUGACUCUUAUGUCCCUGGCGUUUUGAACCGGGACUCCCUCCGUUCAGCAAACGGUCAAGCUUCUGCCAAGCCUGCCAACUCUCCAACCGUUGCUUCGGAAUCAGCCGGCACGACUCCCACCUCCACGAAUGGUUCAUCUCGAGGCCAGGCUCCGAAGUAUUCUUCCGCUUACAAUACCAAGCAGUCGGGGUCCUCACUUGGUGCAUCGAAUUCAGACUCCCCAUCGUCCUCGUCCGACUCACAUCAGAGCCAGCUGUUGUCUUCUAGUGGGACUUCCCCCGAGCCCACCACAAACUCGCCAGCAAACAAGACCCACGAUGAUGGGCACCACUGCACUUACAGUACCAUCAAUGGUGAAGAGUCUUUCUGCGCUCAGCUUGGUAUGGCCUGUGGCAACAUUAGAAACCCAAUCCCAGCCGUGAGACACAACAGCGAGAGUGCAUCGAAUACUCCCGGGCAGACGGCCCCCGCCGAGGCGCAGCAAGAUAACGAUAACAGCCUUGGACUUGAUCUCCUGGCCCAACAGAAUGGAGGCCAGUUUGACCCCGUGCUUUUUGGGGACUGGCGGGAACCCCAGGAUGCGAUCCUUUCUCAGGAUUUUGGCACCUUCUUUGACGAUGCCUUCCCUCUGCCCGACUUGGGAAGCCCCUCUCAUAACUUCAACGAGGUGGCCAACCAGCAGCCACAAAACACGCAGCAGCCGCCGCCCAAGAAAGACCUACUCGCUUCUAUUGACCAGAAAUUGGACGAGGAAGAAAUGGUUCCCGGAGAGGACAAGUCUCAGAUGCUGUCGUGCACCAAGAUAUGGGAUCGUUUGCAGUCUAUGGAAAGGUUCCGCAACGGCGAGAUUGAUGUCGACAACCUCUGCUCUGAACUUCGUACUAAAGCUCGAUGCUCCGAGGGAGGCGUCGUCGUCAAUCAAAAGGACGUUGACGAUAUCAUGGGACGUGCUCACUAG